AUCAUAGAUGGAAUUGCGUUAAGUGUCUAUUUUUCCUUUGGACUUUGAGCAAAGCUCGCAUUGGAUGCGGUGAACUCUCUUGGAGUUUGUUGCUCUUCGGCCCUGUCACUGUGUGCAGCCUGCCGACGUGGCGGGGCGGAAGAGGAGCCGCUGUCUGGCACCGCACGAUCAAAAUGUCCCAGGACAGCCCCUCUGAGGCAGAGCUCCACACAGAUUCCAGUCCUCCGCUUGUCCCUGCCAAUCCUGACCCCUGUCAGGAUGUACCGUCAGUCCUUCCAGGUCCCUCAGCUCCACUGGAGCCACCUCUCCACCCUGAGAGCUUGAAGAUACCACAUUCUGCCGAGGAGACAGUCACAGAAGACACAACUGCCAAAACGGACACACCAGAUCCAGCGGCAGAGGGUCUGGUGGCUGAAUGCACCCAGUCAGUGAGCCUGGAGCCAGAUGCUGAGGCUGCAGAGGAGGAUGAACAGAAGUCUCUUCAACAGAAGGAAAAAAGUUGGGGAGGCUGGAGUUCAUGGGGAAAAUCUCUUCUAAGCAGUGCCACCUCCACUGUUGGCCAGAGCUUGACCUCCGUGAAAGCAAAGGCAGGAGAAGCUCUCCGCCUCCACAGAACCUCAGUAGGAGAGGAGGCGCAGGAAGAGGAGGAAGGAGCAGAGGAGAAGACGGAUCCACCUGAAGAGGUCGACCCGUCCGGCGCAGAGGAGUCGACGUCUGCUGAUGUCCCGAGCAGGGGCGUUUUCUCCACCAUCUCACAUGCUGUGCAGAACACGGGUAAAUCUGUGAUCAGUGGAGGUCUGGACGCCUUGGAGUUCAUUGGAAAGAAGACCAUGACCGUUCUUGCAGAAAGUGAUCCAGGAUUUAAAAAGACUAAGACUCUGAUGCAGAAAACCGCCUCGCUGAGUCAGAUGUUGAAGGAAGCCAAGGAGAAAGACCAGGCACGGCUGAGUAACCAGCCGAUGAGUGCGCCCACCGCUCACUACAGCAUUCUUUUUGAUGAAUACCAGGGCUUGUCACAUCUGGAAGCUCUGGAGAUCCUCUCCAACGACAGUGAAGCAAAGGUCCAAGCAUUCCUCUCCUCCCUUGAGGAAGAAGAUCAGGAGAAGGAGAAGAAGGAGCUGAUUUUCAUCAAAGAAAUUUUCACCAGACAACAGGACGAAGCAGAAGAAGAAGAAGAAGGAGGACAGACGAAGGAUAAUGGUGAUCUAAAUUCCCAAAUACACUGUUCUACCCCCUUAUCUGCGGACGGCGAGGAGUUCGUCAGUGUUCUCACUGAGCUGCUGUUUGAACUUCACGUUGCUGCGACACCCGACAAACUCAACAAGGCUCGAAUGAGAGCCCACGGUUGGGUGAUGGAGGUGGAACAGCCUGUCACCGCAGAGACAGUCGGCGAGGAAACUCGGGACCAGCCGAGAGAAGAAGACUCGCCUGGAAAACUAAAAGAGGAGGAUAAGGAGGAGAAGAACGAUGAGGAGGAGCAAGAGGAGAAGAGAAACAAGGGAGACAAGGCAAAAGAGAGUGACCCCAAAUCUGUAGAGGCCGUCUAUUUAUCAUCAGUUGGCAGUCUGGCAGAAGUGACAGCUCGCAGUAUUGAGCAGCUCCACAAGGUGGCAGAGCUCAUCCUUCAUGGUCAGGAGCUGGAGAAACCAGCUAGAGACCAGGCACAAAUUCUCACCAGGCUGACAUGUGCCAUGUGUAAGGAGGUGACUUGUUUGUCUAAGAUGUUCUCUGAUGCACUCCUCGUUGUUGGGGGUCAGAGGAAAGCAGAGGACUUGAAUCCAUUUAUAGACAGCGUGCUUUUAGAGGGUGCCAAUAGUACCAACUACAUCCACAAUGCAUUGCAGCUGCUGCUGCCAGUCCUGCAGAUCUCCCACAUCCAGAGCCAGCAAGGGCGACCUACAGGAGAACCUGCAGCACAACCCCAGCAUUAACACAACCUCACAAACGACCAGUUCACUUAAAGUAACGCACGUUAAAAUGAUAAUUAUAGACAUGGGAUUUUCUACAUGAGCUGCUUUAAUUCAAAACCACAGAAAAAAAACUAACUAAAGAAAAAAACAGUAUGCAGAAUUAUUAACUGACAGAGGCCAGAUGAUAAAUCGUACUACUUAGUUGCUAUUAAUGUUAUUUUGUCUAUAUUUGUUGUUAAUAUAAUGCUUCAAUCUGCAUUAGAUUGAAUGUUUCUCAACUGGCAAAUUCAGACAACAAUAAUGCGAUUUAUUUAUGUCAAUUUUCUUGCACUCCAGACUUUGUCUGAUGUAGACGUGAUACAACGUAAAACACUAAUGAAAUGUGUGACGUGAAUUUUGGUUUCAUUCUAAACUCCAGUAUUAGACUCGUCUCAUAUUUUUUGCUAUGUUAAAUUAUAUGACGCAACUACUUUGUGUUUCGCCCUCAUAUACGAUUUCACUUAAAAUAUUGUAAUGCACCUGUAAGAAAAUUAUUUUGUCCUGUUCUCACACUGUGUACAUUAAAGGUGUAAUGUAACCUUC
This is a messenger RNA of Oryzias melastigma (Indian medaka), 2492 nucleotides long. RefSeq names its product family with sequence similarity 114 member A1 (gene fam114a1). Bases 174 to 1931 code for a protein of 585 amino acids. The record is from RefSeq and is a predicted model, not a curated record. The transcript is spliced from 13 exons. Lineage: Eukaryota; Metazoa; Chordata; Actinopteri; Beloniformes; Adrianichthyidae.